This is a messenger RNA of Prunus avium (sweet cherry), 1296 nucleotides long. Its product is annotated as tRNA/rRNA methyltransferase (SpoU) family protein. Gene Ontology annotation, biological process: RNA processing. Lineage: Eukaryota; Viridiplantae; Streptophyta; Magnoliopsida; Rosales; Rosaceae. Gene Ontology annotation, molecular function: RNA binding; RNA methyltransferase activity. The record is from RefSeq and is a predicted model, not a curated record.
CCCGGCCUCUACCACCCUAGCCCAAAAGAAAUCUUCAGCUGAAUUCGAAAGGAAUUUUUUAAGUGAGUAAACUUGCAAGGAGAAAAAAAUGCAAUGCUCUAACAUCAUCUCAGUGUCAACCAUUCACCCCAGAAAGCUCAAAGUUUGGGACUUGCACUCAGAGUUAUCAGUUGGUCCAAGCCAAAUCCGUACCCAGAGGCAGAGCAACUUUGAAGACUAUGAUGUAAAGCUUCCUCUGCCUUCCCAUGUCAACUCCAUAACGAGCACCUCUAACCCAUUCGUGAAACACUGCCACAAGCUUCGCCAGAGUUCAUCUUAUCGCCACAGUCAUCGUUCAGCUCUCGUUGUGGGUGCUACUCCUAUCAGGGAAAUAUACAGGUUCCAGAGGUCAUCGCAAGAGAAAACUGUUAUAAUAGAUUGCUUGCUUCUACUUGAAAAAGCUGAGGUCCCUGAGUGGAUUGAUGAUUUCUCUGUUCGUAUUGUGGAAGUGAGCUCUGUUGUGAUGAAAAAACUUUCGGGGAUGCAAUCAACUGAAUCUAUUGAAGCAAUUGCCCUAAUGAGAAUGCCUACCAGUUUUUCAGAUAUAGAUUCUGAAGAAAAGGAGGUAAACUGUAAGACAUGGUUUCCCUCACUCCAUCGAGUUCUAGUCCUUGAUGGCGUCCAGGAUCCGGGUAACCUUGGUACGCUGCUCAGAUCAGCUAUGGCUUUUGGAUGGAAUGGUGCUUUUCUUCUUCCUGGAUGCUGUGAUCCAUUCAAUGAGAAGGCACUUAGAGCUAGCCGAGGAGCCUCAUUUCAGCUCCCUAUUGUUUCUGGUACCUGGAAUCAUCUUGAAUCCCUGCAAAAUGAAUUCCAAAUAAAGAUGCUGGCUGGCCAUCCAGGGACCGAUGAAAAACUGAAGCCAGUGUCUCACCUCUCUCAAAAGCUUGCAGAUUCUUUUGUAGAUGUGCCGCUGAGCUUGGUUUUGGGCAGUGAAGGAAGUGGGCUGUCUGAGAAAUCUCGACGGCUAUGUGAGCUUGUAAGCAUUCCAAUGGCAGGAGAGUUUGAGUCACUCAAUGUUUCAGUUGCAGGUGGGAUUUUCUUGUAUGUGUUGCAGCCUAAAAACCAUAAAUCUUUAAUGUGAUUCUUUACACUUUGGGAUGGUCAAUAUCUGUGCAAGUCUCCCUUUCAAAACUGUGUGGUUUCUUAUUCUGAAGGGGUCAUAUGUAUUCAGAGAUUAGGAGGGUUUUAGACCUCCAUCUACUGGGUGUGGUGAUCAUGCUUUCGGGUGUAUAUAACAUAACUAAUAAUUUCAAGCCA